AUGACACCUUAUUCCAUACUUCUUCUUGUGGUGUGGUUCCUCACGGCCAAAGCCAUAGUGUCAACCGCAGGGAAACCGUCCCUCCACAACUUAGCAUGGAUGGUUUAUAUGAAAACCGUCAAGGGUGGGACCCAUGUCAAGUUGCACGAUAAGAAACAAGAAUUGAUUGCUAUCAACAAGGAAAAGAAAGCCAUUAGCGCCCAAGAUGAAUAUGCCAAAUGGACCAAAUUGAAUAGGAAAGCCGACAAGUUAUCCACCGAAAUCACCCAAUUACAACUGGAAGUGAAUAUAGACAGAACUAAAGUUAACAAGUUGAUCGAUUGGAUAUUCACCAUUUUAAUAACCAUCCCCAUUUGGUUCUGUAGAGUCUGGUACCGGAAAUCCUUAUUGUUUUAUUUACCUUCAGGUGUUUUACCAUACCCUUUGGAAUGGGCUUUGGCUUUACCUUUUGGGUUAACUGGUGCGGUUGGAAUGUCGGUAUGGAUGUUUGCUGUUAACCAGGUGAUUUCAUCUGUAAUCUUCUUGGUGUCGUUUCCUUUGAAGCCAUCAGUCAGUGCUCCAUCUAAAGAAGAAGCCGUCAAUAAUAAAAAUAACAAAUAG
This is a messenger RNA of Lizanozyma spartinae, 600 nucleotides long. It is a transcript of the gene GET1, whose product is annotated as GET complex subunit. Gene Ontology annotation, biological process: tail-anchored membrane protein insertion into ER membrane. Lineage: Eukaryota; Fungi; Ascomycota; Pichiomycetes; Serinales; Debaryomycetaceae. The transcript has a single exon. Gene Ontology annotation, cellular component: GET complex. The record is from RefSeq and is a predicted model, not a curated record. Bases 1 to 600 code for a protein of 199 amino acids.